Physella acuta is the source of this 1473-nucleotide messenger RNA. Its product is annotated as RNA-binding protein 12B-like. NCBI's taxonomy places the organism in Eukaryota, Metazoa, Mollusca, Gastropoda, Physidae. The record is from RefSeq and is a predicted model, not a curated record.
UUUCUACCUUUCCAAGAUGGCUGUCCAGGUGUUGUUGCAUCUGGUCGCCUUUGCUUUAUUAAAUGUUUGUGUUGAAAGCUGGAGAUGUGCCAAGUAUGAAAACUAUUUCAGCCAACAGCCAGACUACAUCGACUGUCUUUGGGACUGUUGUGGAAACUCCUUCAACAGGCACUGCUGUGCUCCCAUUGGUAUUAUUGUCGGAGUGUGUAUAGUAGGAGCUGUUGCUGUAGCAGCUUUGGUGGUUGUGGUCAUCUGCUGGUGGCAGAGGAAGAGGUCACAGUACAAUGCUGGACCCAAGUUGUUCCACAACAAACGCCACUCCCACUACCCUGUUGCUCCAACUUCAGUAACUCGUCCAGCCCCUGUUGUCUCAUAUGGGGGGCCCCCACCCCAGCAGCAGUACAGGCAAGGUCCACCUAAAGAGAAGGUCCCUAUUGACGAGUAUGAGAAGAGGGGUCCUCCCUCAGAUGCCUACCAGCCCUGGCCGGGGCAGGGUGUGAUGCGACCCCCACCAGACGAGUACGAGGACAAAGAUUCAAGCUUUGACUCUAGGGCUGCCCCUCCUCCUGGGGGGUAUCGUCCACCCCCAAACAGGGGUCAACGACCACCUCCGGAUGAAUAUGACAUGUAAAUUUAGAAGGAAUGAUAUUGCCUCUCACAUCAUUACACUAUAUUCUUAAUAUAAGAAAUUAUCUUUAGAAUUCUAGACUGCAAAAACUUGUAACCACUUUGGUACAUUUGUUGCUGAUAAAUGCUAAAUUUUUUCGUAAUUGAAAAAUAGACUUAAUGAAAUGGCUAGAGCCUUUGUGUAAUUAGUGUUAAAAGAUAUGUUACGGUAAAUGCUUUUGCAUUUGGAUUUCCUUUACCUCCACAUUCCUUUAACGAAAAUUUUUCCAAGUUUUAAAUGGCGUUAAAAAUAUGUUUCAAAUUUAGGUUCAGUUCAUUUCAUGUAUUGAGCAUUCAUGGAGUCUUUUUAAUUUGUAAACUUAUAAAUAAAAUGUUCAUGCACUGUAAAUAAACAUAUUUUCAUUCCUACUGCCUGUUACUAAGCCUUAAAAUUUAUAUUUUUAUAAUGUUGUAAUGAGGUUGAUAGUUUUUUUUUAAUACAUUUUUCUCUAUCUCUAAUUGCGAACCAUUUAACCAAUUUAUUUGAUACUAGAUACAUCUUCCAAGCCUUUAUGAAUCAAUGAGUUCAAUAUACACCAUAAAUUCAAAACGUUUCAUUAAAUGCUACCAUUCCAUUAGUUUUUUUUAAGUAUUCUACAUAAUUUUGUAACAGCUAGCAGCAGUUCUCUGUGUACAGUUUUUGUCUGUAAACAUUCCUGUUUGAAAGUGUUCUUCGUUCUAUGAUAUAUGCUUGAAUGCAGUGUAUGUUUUAUAAGGUUUGCUGUAGUUACAUACUGUCUUGAUUAUUUGGAAUUUAUAACUGUAUAUACACAUAUUUUUUCUGUAAACAAAUAAAUCAUUCCAUUU